This is a messenger RNA of Phytophthora infestans T30-4, 1137 nucleotides long. RefSeq lists its product as uncharacterized. The record is from RefSeq and is a predicted model, not a curated record. The transcript has 3 exons. Lineage: Eukaryota; Oomycota; Peronosporomycetes; Peronosporales; Peronosporaceae. Gene Ontology annotation, molecular function: nucleic acid binding; zinc ion binding. Bases 1 to 1137 code for a protein of 378 amino acids.
AUGAAGAAGUACGAAGCCUAUUGCCGGCAGCUGUCCGCCCUCGAAACGGCGUUCUUUCGUCCAUUCCGAAUGCCAGUUGGAAGGAUUACGGGCGAACAAGACUUCGACAAGGUCAAGAUGCUCAUGAGCCGCAAGCUGGUGAUGGAUGUGAGUCUUACCGAUGCUGACUCAAAGCUUGCACACGCAAUGUACCAAGUGCUCGAGACCGAGAACAUGGAGUGGAUGGUUGAGAGCGAGCCGAAGAAGAUCGUCCAUUACCUGAUGGAUGCCCUGGCCCCAGAGCAGUUCAACAAGACCGUGAAGAACGAGCUGGCGCGCGAGUCAAACAAGCCCCUGCUGAAGGAUGUCGUCGCUUUUAUCAAGUGGCUUCGUGCCAGCUGUAAGGAAUAUCUACGGUGGGAACCCGCUAGCCAGUCCUCUGUCUCGGUGGCGAAGUCGAGCGGGAGGAAGCCCGAGAAGCCCGCCGGAACGUCUCCACGCACCGAAGAGAGCAAGCCGCCUCCUCGCAAGCGGACCUGCUUGAAGUGUGGCAGCGAGGCUCAUCGCGCUAAGGACUGUCCCCAUGCAGCAGCCGGCGAGGCAGAAGACCUUCUACGUAAAUGGAGGGAGGCAAGGCCAGGAAAUCCCCCGGUGGAGGCGAAGGUAUCCGCCCCUGUACAUGCUAUCAAAGCGCUUCGCCUCGAAGAAGCUCCGAUCGAUCCGGGCAGCGCAUGCAUGGCUAGGGCGGAGAAUGUUCUCGACAUUCAUGAUGUCCUGCUGGAUUCCGGGGCGGACGUGAAUGUGGCGAGCCGGGGUUUGGUUGACCAAUUGCUGCGGAGUGGUGCUGCAGUGCGAGAGGCGCAGUGUCCGCCUCGGCAGUUGGCUACGUUUGAUGGUAGCUGCUUCGACGUGACGCAACGUGUUAUCUUCAAUGUGAUUCAACUGCGCACGACGGCAGGUCCCUUGCUUCUUCGCAAUACGCGGGCAUGGGUGUUUGAAGAAGAAAAGAGCAAGUCCGUGCUGGUCCUGUCGAGACCCGUAAUGGAGCACCUCGGGACACCAGACUAUCUAAAUCACCACUUCCUCUUUUACGAACUCUACCACACAAGCGUCUUCUCCUUCUACAUUCAAGACUCCCUCUUCACUAUGGCCGCCUAA